AUGGAUGGAUGGGGCAUCUCAGCCUGGAGACUGACACCAGGGAAGGACAGAAGGGAUGACUUGGAUUGGGUGCGUCGGCUGAACGAUGAGGCCGGUGAGAAGGAGCAGAGGUUAGAGGCAGAGGAGGACUACCUGAGGCAGAAUGAGCAGAGACUCCAGCAGGCCCAGGCUGAGCAUGUGGAGCUGAGAGUCGAUCUGCUGGCACUGACUCAGCACAAUUCAGCUCUAAAACAGGACCAGAGACUCCACGCCAAGCUGGAGAACCUAGAGCAGGUCCUCAAGCAUAUGCGAGAGGUGACGGAGAGAAGGCAGCAUCUGGAACAGGAGCAGGAACAGGCGCUGGCUAUCCUCAACUUCAAGCAAAAUGAGAUCAAACGGCUGCAGAGGGCUCAGUUUGCUGCUAAGAAAGAACAAGAGGGGGUUGUUCAGAUACUGGAGAGUACCCUGGAUGGCAUGCAGGCGACAGUCCUGGAGCUGGAGGAGAAGUGCCGGAGCCAGACUCAGCAGUUUUCCCUGCUGUCCCACGAGCUGGAGCGCUUCCGUCUGCAGGCGGGAGACGCGCCCGACUCCGAAUUCUGCCUGCUGACCAACGGACUCAAAGAGCCCGAGUUUGCUCCUCACGCACCAGGGCUGGCGAGACCGUCAUGGCCGCCGGCUCCCCGCCGCCGGGUGCUGCCAUCAAUCAAUUUAAAUCAAGGAUCCACAGCCAGUGCGACCAGGUUUGGGCACCACCCCCCGGCGUCUAGGCCCCUCCAACCCCACACGCACAAAUCCUCACCAUCCUAUGAGGUUGUGGCUGCAAGAGAGGAUGGAAGAGCAGCUGGCAAACCGAAAGUCUUCAUCGUCAGACACAGCUAUGAUCCAUACCACGGCCCCAACCACAGCCCAGAGGUCGAGCUUCCUCUUAAAGCUGGAGAGUACAUCUGUGUCUCUGGAGACAUGGACGAGGAUGGCUUCUAUGAAGGUGAACUGAUGGAUGGAAGGAGGGGGCUGGUCCCAUCCAAUUUCGUGGAGCUGGUUUCCACCGACAACAUUGUGGGCCCUCCUCGAUUGCCGGCCCGCGACCUCUCAUACAACCGCCCGCAGCUCUGCCCCGAAAGCCAGGAGAGGAGCGACCCGCCCACCCCCGUGGAGGCGGCCCCCGGCCCGAUGACCAACGGCCUGGACGCAGAGGAGCCGGCGGCGGACACCGUGCCUUACCCGCGGCGGCUGAGCCUGAUCCGGCAGCUGGCCAAGAGCGUGGUGAUCGGCUGGGACCCGCCGCUGGUGCCGGCCGGCUGGGGGAACGUGUGGAGCUACAACGUGUUCGUGGACGAGGAGCUCCGGCUCAACGUGCCCUUCGGCUCGCAGACCAAGGCCGUGCUGGAGCGCCUCGACGUCAGCCUGAAGGCCUACCGCGUGUCCGUGCAGAGCGUGACCGAGAGGGGCGACUCCGACCGCCUCAGCUGCACCUUCCUGGUGGGCCGGGAUGUCUGCAUGGCCCCCACCCGGCUGAGGGUGGAGCAGGUCACCUCCGGCUCGGCCCUACUGGCGUGGUUGCCCAGCAACAGCAACUACGCGCACACCGUGUCUUUGAACGACGGGGAGUGCUGGCUGGUCAAGCCGGGCGGAUACUCGCUGUCCCUCAGCGACCUGAGGCCCCACCAGCUCUACAGGGCCAAAGUGGAGGCCAGGACGCAGUGCACUCCUUGGGAGCUCUCCCUGUAUGGCCGACAGCACAAAAGCAGCACUGUGACGUUCACCACCCUGGCAUCGGGGCCUCCUGCUGCCCCCCUGAAUGUGCAGCUGGAGACGGGGCCCGGCCCGGGCAUCGCCCUGGUGAGCUGGCUGCCGGUCGCUGUCGACGCUGCCGGCAUGUCAAACGGUGUCCCGGUGACCGGCUACGCCAUCUACGCAGACAAGAGGAAAGUCCUGGAGGUGUCCUCUUCGACAGCGGGCAGUGCGCUGAUGGGCCCAGCCCAGAUCCAAACGCUGUGGACCGCCCAAGAGCUGACGGUGCGGACAAUGUCGCCCCAGGGGGAGUCCACCGACUCAGUGCCUGUCCCCAUCCUGCCGAACCUCACGGCCGUCACAGUGGGAGUGACUCUCACCCGCCCGCCAGGAGCCGUCUCCCUGGCAACGGGCCCACCCCUGGAUCUCUCUGCUGCCAAAAUGUCCACGCUGCCCCACAACCCACCAGCAGAUGCCCCAGCCCCUCUUGUGAGGACGUCCAGCGGUGCUGACAGAGUCAUGUCUGCAGACAGUGCCAGUGCUCUACGGCCACAGGAGACCCAAAAUGGCCGCUGCCUGAGUGGGGUGGGGGUGAGCUCUGAACUGUCCAACCUCCCAGAAGAGGAGGAGGGCCUCUACUCUGACGCCCAAAGAGACGAGCCUCAUGAGAGCACCAAAGAAGAUGGCAAGACAGAACCGUGGGAGACGGACAGUGACGAGGAGGUUCUGGCGAGGAUACUGAGGGCGCAGGUGCCUGUCAAUCAGGAGCUCUUCAGCAUUCCCGAGGUGACCGAGGAGGAAGAUAGCUGCCAGGAAACUGAAGAGCGACAGCUGCGGAAAUCUGAGCAGGAAAAGCCUGCCAUCACAAAGAGUCCAGCCCCCUGCUCCACAAUCCCAAAUAGCUUCGCACUCUGUUCCACCACCCAUCUAUCCAAGACUUUCAAUGACCCCAUCUACCGCUUACCCAUUCUGGACAGCCCCACACAUUGCUCCACGGUGGAGAGCAGCCCUGCCAGUCAAUCCAAGACUUCUGACGACACUGUUCACUGCUCACCAAUCCAAAACAUCACUGCACACUGCUCCACGAUGGCGAACAGCCCCUCCCAUCAGUCCAAGGCUUCCGAUAACCCAAUCUACCACUCAACGGUUCCGGUUAGCAGCACGCACUGCUCCACAAUGGGGAAUACCCCCACCCAUCAAUCCAAGACUUCCGAUGACUAUAGUUCAACAUUUCUAGAUAGCGCUAUGCACUGCUACACAACGCCGAAUAGCCCCACCCAUCAAUCCAAGACUUCUGACGGACCUGUCUACCACUCACAAAUUCUGGAUAGCACCGCGCACAGCUCAACUAUGGCAAUUAGCCGUAUCCCUCAAUCGAAGAGUUCCGGAGACCCUGUCUACUGCUCAUCAAGUCCACUUAGUGCCACAAAGUCGAACAGCCCCACCCAUCAAUCAAAGAGUCUGGAUAGCUCUGUCUACCAUUCCACGAUUCCAGAUGACCCUUCCCACAGCCCCGCCCAUUGUUCCAAAGUUUCAUUUAGCUCCUCAUACUCCAUGAUUCCAGAUCACCCCACCCACCACUCUGCCCCUGUGACUCAGGAGAGGAGCAUUUAUGCCUCUGCCUGCGAAGCCCAUUUUAGCAGCAAACAAAAGGGCACUGAGGACGGUAAACCCCACGAACACGUCGCUGCGGACCCGGACAGAGGAAACCCGCGCCAGACCCAUGACCUCAGCGGGUACAUGACCAUCCCUCCACCCAAGAGCAAGCAGCGACACAGGGUCCACUAUUCCGACGUCGUGGACACCAUCACCUACCAGAGGGAGGAGUACGACUCAGACAGCAGCGUCUACGCCUCCAGCAAGGAUCGGCAGCAACGGCAGAGGAGCCACAAGCCCCUGCACCAGAGGGGCCGCCCCGACACGAGCGGGGACCGGCUGCGGAGGGAGGUCCUUCUGCGCAGUCAGAGGGCCUCUGAUAGGCAGCCGCCGGGCCAGUACCUCGGCGGUAAGACGGUGGUGAGGACCAGGGCCCCAGUGAGCUCGGGGAUUGAGAUCGACGUGGAGUACGGGACGGAGGACGACGAUGAGGCCGUCCCCUACGACCCUGCGGGGGUGGUGGUGGAGCAGAUGAGCUCGGAGUGGUGGGUGGAAGGUGGGAGCCCCAAUGUUUUUCAGGCUCUCCGGCCCAAGAGAGAGCACCUGCCUUUUGAGACGGAGGCAGCCAAUCUCCCGCCUGGUCACAGCAGCAGACGGGCUGGCCCUGGGAUAGGGGGGAGGGGUCCUACUGGAGGAGGGGAUUUAGUAGCCUGGAGGCAGGACUACCAUACCCCUUCACCUCGUGCCAAACUGGACUGCAAGGCGAGGACCUACAGCACUGAGAGUAGAAACACAAGGGAGGCUGUCAGCCACCGAGGCCCACCACUGACCAGCAAACCAGCAAAGACGACCAGAGCAGAAGCUCAAAGGCUCAAAGACGGAGUGAGGCUCGCCAGCCCUGAGUGCGCGGAGCCGGAGGGGCCCCCGUCCGGCGAGGACGGGGCGCGGAUCUUCGUGGCGCUGUUCUCGUACGACCCCGCCGUCAUGUCUCCCAAUCCCGAAACGGCUGAGGAGGAACUACCCUUCACGGAGGGGCAAAUUAUCAAGGUGUAUGGUGAUAAAGACCGAGAUGGCUUCUACAGAGGUGAGACAGGUGGGCACUUUGGCUACGUGCCGGGCAAUAUGGUGUCAGAGAUCCAGGUGGAUGAUGCGGUGGCCAGGGCUCAGCUCUUCCAGAAGGGCUUCUUGUCUCCAGAGCCUUGCAUUGAUGAUAAAGAUCCCAUCAAGCCAGCCAGCCAAGCUCUGCAGCCAGUCCCUCGCAGGAUGGUGGCCAUUUUUGAUUAUGACCCCCGAGAGAGUUCCCCCAACGCAGACGUGGAGGACGAGCUGUCCUUCAGUGCUGGGGAUGUGAUAUACGUGUUGGGUGACAUGGAUGAGGACGGCUUCUUUUACGGAGAUGUUAAAGGGUGUCGAGGCCUGGUGCCAUCGAACUUCCUGCAAGCCCAACCCUUCCCUGGAGAACAGGCGCCCGGAGGGCCAGAAAGGCCCCAACAUCCACCAGAGGUGCCAGAGCCCAGGCAGCAGCCCCAGAGACAACGAAGGAAAAGCGUGAUUGUAUUCGACCCAUAAAUAUGACGCUGAAAGAGGAAGAGGCCCUGCAGGGAAAGAACAGAAGAGGCUCGGCUCUAAGAUGGAGGCCGUCGCCAGCUCUCUUCCCCAUGGGCGGUCCCGCACCUCGAAUCCUCCCCCACCUCCACGGGCCCACGUUGGGCCUUGCCAUGUGAGACCGGAGCCUCGCCUGGAUGUGGAGGAGCUGUAGGGCUUUCUGCUGCUGUGGCCUGCCACCAGUACUGGGGCCCCCUUUGGCCCCACAACACCAACCAGUGCUCAGAAAUGCUAAAGGCUUGAGAUAAAAUGGCUGAGGUUAAAAUUUCACCAGUGUUUUCAUUACAAAUGUUUUUGCGUGCAUGUGUGCGUGUGUGUGAGAGAGAGAUGAAGAGAGAGAUUAGCCAUUUUUUUUGUGUUGACUGGAGACAAUCUGUUGCUGAAAAUGUACUUCAGGAAGACGGACCCUGAAAUACAGCAUAGAUUGUGAAUUUGGGCUAAAUUUCCCAGAAUAGAAAUACAGCCUGCCAGGAUAAAGUAACUAUUUUAAAUCAAAUUUAUUUUCAGUUUAUUAGAUUCGUUCAUGGCCUUCAGUAUGCACUACUAUCUAAAACCUCUCUAUUAUCAGUAAGUAGCAUAGUUAGUUUAUUUUUAUUUUCAUUUCAGGAAUGUACCAGUCAAAUCUGGCCCAUUAACCAUUCAUGUAUGUCUUCUGCACCUCUGUUCAAGUCAAUGUAUAGUUGUUUAGUACUUGUACUAGUACACAGUCCCGUGCAGAUUUUGUAAUGUAGCCUUAUAAGACCGCAGUUAGUCUUAAUUUUCUUUGCCAUACACUUGUUUUAAUUGCAUGUAUUAAGUUAUCCAAAUGCUGCCUUGUUUAUUUUUUAUACUUAGCCAUUCAUUAUAGUAACAGGCAUGUUGUUUAUUUUAGUGUGGCUGGUAGCCAAUUAACAGGCAUAUGUGUUACACAAGCAAUACAUGUACACUACAGUAUCUGUGGCUGUGUGUUAUCAAAGUGUUUCACAUAGUCUUAUGUAUUCAUAUGUCGGGAAGCUGUUUUAUUAUCAGACUCUUUUUAAGUUCUUCCAUGUCCUACACACCUGGGCCUGUUUUGGAAUCUAAAUUGUAAUUAUUACCCUUUUUCCAAUUUUAUUUAUUAUUUAUCUGUGUUCUUGAAUAGGAGCAGAGGAAUGACAAACAACUGUGGAAUUUGAAGUACAUACAUUUGAAUAAGUAAAUAACUUUUUACAGGAAUAAAGUAUAUUUUCGCAUAA
Molecule: messenger RNA, 6125 nt
Organism: Conger conger (European conger)
Lineage: Eukaryota; Metazoa; Chordata; Actinopteri; Anguilliformes; Congridae
Product: peripheral-type benzodiazepine receptor-associated protein 1-like
Exons: 24
Coding region: 1-4875 (1624 amino acids)
Biological process (GO): neuromuscular synaptic transmission
Molecular function (GO): protein binding
Source: RefSeq, a predicted model, not a curated record